AUGUCGCAAGAACUUGCGCCCGAGAAGCACUCUCUCUUGGACGCCGAAGAUGGCCUCGCGCCCGUGGAAGACCUCCCGGUUCUGGAGUACUUUGUCAUCAAGCAAGAGGUUAAUCUCGAGGUGAAUUUUCGCGAUAAGCGCAUCGACGGGACAACAAACAUUUUCAUUGUCACCUUCAAUGAUAAGAUCGAAGAGGUGGCACUGGAUGCCGCCGACUGCGAGAUCGAUACCGAAAACAUCUACGUUUCUGAUGUUAAGGAGGCCAACGGAGAUCCUUACGAGGUGCAUCGACGCAAAACGACGGCUGUCUACCAAGAUCCGUACAAAAAGCUCUCCCACUCGACGAAUUGGAACCUACGAGCCGAUCACCACGACAUUCGGCGUAGACGCGCUCGGUCAGUGUUUCAUAGCCGAAAGAACGACGUCCCCGCCGAGAAUAGAGAGUUCGAGGGUUGCACGCCAGUCUACGGAUCGCUCAGGGUGAGCCUGCGCGGUAGGGUCGAACCUGAUCGUCCGAGAUUGAUUAUUAGGAAGUCUACGACAGGGCUAGAUCCCGCCGAAAAGAUCAACAGGCAAUUCAAGAUUACAAUACCCUUUACAAAUUCUAACCCUCGAGAUGGGAUGCAGUUCGUCGGUGUCGAUCCUCUGGAUAACCGCUUCACGCACAUGUACACUCGGAGCUCCAUCCACCCUGGGACAGCUUCUUGCAUAUUUCCAUGCGUCGAUGACCAUGGUUCCCGUUGCGACUGGAAGAUCUCGAUCAAGUAUCCCCGCACUCUGGGUGAUGCCCUGCAGCAAGCGUUGGCUACACAGCAGAAUGGCGCAAGCUCAGACAAGAUGCAGAUCGAUGGACAGGAGCGGAUUCACAAUCUUGCGGAAGAGGACAAGCUAAGGGAAAUGUCGGUUGUCUGCUCGGGAUUCCUUAUGGAGGAGACCGUGGAUCCAGACGAUGACCACAAAAAGAUUAUGACGUUUGAACCUGAGAAGAAGGUAUCGGUUCAGAAGCUCGGUUUUGCUGUUGGCCCAUUCGAGCAUAUCGACCUCUCGUCCGAAUCUAGAACAGAGGAAGAUGAGGUCAAGCUCGGUAUGAAUGCGCUCAAGGUCCAUGCCUACUGUCUACCACACCGCGCCGACUGGGUUCGAAACACCUCUGCCGCUCUAACAAUGGCGGCCGACUUUUUCACCUACACCUUUGCUCGGUAUCCCUUCGGCAACUUCAAGAUCUGUUUUCUCGACGAUAUGGUUCAGGAUACGGUGCCUCUCUACUCCAUGGCCUUCGUCAGCAAUCGCCUGCUAUUCCCAGAGGAUAUCAUUGACCCCGAGAUCGAAGUUACCAGGAAGAUUGUUCACACUCUGGCCAGCCAGUGGAUCGGCAUCAACAUGAUCCCAAACACUCGAAACGACCUCUGGCUCAUCAUCGGUGUCGCUCACUACAUGACGGAUCUUUUCAUGAAGCGCCUCUGUGGCAACAAUGAGUACAGAUUCCGCAUGAAAACUCUCUCGGACAAGCUCGUACAUGUUGAUAUUGACCGACCUUGUCUUUAUGACCUCGGCUCCAGUCUCCACCUGGGAGAGUUCGAAAUGGACUUCAUGACCCUCAAAGCUCCAGUCGUCUUCUUCAUCUUGGACAAGCGGCUCAUCAAGGCUUCGGGAGGACACGGUCUGACACGCAUUCUCCAGAAAUUGUUGACCAAGGUUCAGAUUGAAGCGUCCGACAAGUCAACGAUCCUCGAAACAGAAAAGUUCCGUGCAGUUUGCGAGAAGGGUGCGCGAUACCGACUCGAGAGCUUUUGGAAUCAAUGGGUCUACGGCUCCGGAUGCCCGCGAUUUGACGUCAAAACCAAGUUCAACAAGAAGAGGUUAUGCGUUGAGUUGACCUUGAAUCAGAUCCAGUUCCAGACGGUUAAGAAGCCUGCCUUGGAGAGGGGUGACUUUCUACGUGUGAUCAAGGAGCGUCGUGCUGGUGUCAAGACGGGCGAGGUGCAGCCACUAUUUACUGGACCGAUGACAGUUCGAAUCCAUGAAGCAGACGGAACACCUUAUGAACACAUUCUGGAGAUCCGGGAGGAUGCGACACGUUCAACCAAGUUUGAGAUUCCCUACAAUACCAAGUACAAACGUCUCAAGCGGACUCGUCGCAUGAAGGAGAAGCAGAAUGUGGGCGCUAGUAUGGACGCUGAAAACCUGGACGAUACGCUGCUCUAUUGCCUGGGCGAUGUUCUUCAAACCCCAGACGAGCAGGCCCAGUGGGAGUUGAUCGAUUGGGACCCUGACACCGAAAGGAAGAUGGACCAAGAGUCAUACGAGUGGAUUCGCGUGGACGCCGACUUCGAAUGGGCCUGCGAUAUGAAGAGGACCCUCGAGCCGUACAUGUACGUGUCUCAGCUGCAACAAGACAGGGACGUCGUCGCUCAACAAGAUGCCAUGCUAUACCUCACUCAUGGUCCCUUGCACCCCAUCGCUUCUGGUUUCCUCACCAGGACGUUGGUGGACCGUCGCUAUUUCCAUGGCAUUCGGACCAUGGCCGCAGAGGCACUACCGCGGCAGGCCAAUAUCAAGGACAUCUCGAUGCUCGGUCUCCGACAACUAAUGAAGGCCUUCAGUGAGAUGUUUUGCCACAAGGGAACAAAUCAGCCGAAACCGAAUGACUUUUCCGACAAGAAGCAAUACAACGUCCAGUGCGCCAUUAUCAAGGCCAUCGCUGAGGUCAGAGAUGCUAACACCUACAAAUGUCCGCUCGAGGCCCGACAAUUCAUUCUGGACCAACUCCUCUUCAACAACAAUGAGGACAACCCCUAUUCCGACCACUUUUACAUCGCCACACUCGUUGAAGCUCUUGCCACGUCCCUUAUCCCCUCGAAGAAGGAUGAUUGGUUUGCCAUGCAAAACAAGAUACCGAAUGAGGAGGAGACGCAGUUCCUUGAUAGGGCAAUGGAACAAAUCGAACGUGUCCUACGCCGCGAUGAAUGGACCAAUUCGUACCAGAACGUCUGGACGAUUGCGGGCCUGAACGCGAAGCAACGGCUGAUGAAGGCUGAAGUGAUACCAAAGGCGUACAUCGACUUUGGGCAAUAUCUACUGGAUGGAACGAGAGAUCUUAUCCGAAUCAAGGCCUUCGAGGCGCUGAUUGAUCUUGGGGCCAUGAUGGACCCUACCAUGUUUUCGUUGCUGAUAUACUCCCUGACUACCGACCGAUCACCGUACGUGCGCAACAAGCUCAUUGACGCCGCGGCUUCUGGGCUUGCCGCUAUCGCUUUUGGAGAGCAUGCAAAGGUUGUUAAGAACGAACCUCCUCCCGAAGACGAAGAAGGCGACCUCCUCCUUGUCCAAGACAGUGCACAGGAGAUCGAAGCCAGGAAGGAAAUGUUUGCAAGGAAGGAGAACUUGGACGCUGCCCUCAAGGCUCUGCGACGAGAGAUGGAGGAGACCUACGCAGGCGAUGAGCGACACUACAGCACAGCGAUGCGUAAGGCGCUGGAUCACCCAGGUCUUGGUCGAUGCGAAAUGGAGAGCAUGUUGGAUCUGGCGGCGAUGAUGUUUGAGGAGGCAUCCCAGUGGAUCAUCACGCUCCCUCUGCCUAAGGCUUGGAAGGCCGAGCGAUCGGCUGAGCAGCAGCUCUCUAACAAAUUGCUGGUGUUGUUCAAAUCCUAUUACAGGACAAAACCAAAGGAGCCCAUCGUACAACCGCCCCCUCCGCCACCUCAAGAGCCCGUGCGACCUAUCCCUCUUCCGAGAACUUCAUCGAUCAAGAUCAACACUCACAGAUCUACCACCCCCCAGCGUCCAGUGGCGCCGCCUUUGCCUCAACCCCAAACUCAAACACAAAGUCCAGUUCCAGCCCAAUCACUCGGAGAGAAGGACACUAUCGUGGCUUCACCAGUUGUUUCUCGCCAACCAAGCGUCUCUUCCUCGUCAACCUCAAAGCAUGCUAGGCCCGCUGAGCCUUCAUCGGUAGGCUCGAUCAAGCGUCCGCGUCCAGAGAAAGACGAGCAUCACACCCCGGCACCCAAGCGCCCCAAGACAGAGAAGCCAUCGGGACCUGACCUGGGCAGCGUGCGGAGGAAGAGUCGCAUUGUCACUCUCAAAACCAAAACUCCUGGGCUUCUCGGAGUAAUUCUUCGGGAUGCGAGGAAGCAGAGCACCAAUGGCAGGACAUCUCUGCCCUCGGCUGCUCCUAAGGAUGGUCUUCCAGUCAGUGUGAGGGACACUAUCACUGCCAAACCUGCAAGAAAGCCACUCCCAACUGGGGACCAACCAAUCAGGAAGCCUCUGCCUGGAGGCCCGGCAUCCUCGCCACAUGCCUCGGCAUCGAGUCCAAAGGUUUCGCUCAACUCGCACUCGAAUUUCACCCCCAAGCCAAAAUCUGCCAGUCCUGCUUCGAACACACCAGCUGGGGUGCCGCCUCCACGACCCAAGAUCAAGAUCAUUCGAAAGCCACAUCCACCACCAUCAGCCUCUUAG
Fusarium keratoplasticum is the source of this 4461-nucleotide messenger RNA. RefSeq names its product Transcription initiation factor TFIID subunit 2. The transcript has 2 exons. Lineage: Eukaryota; Fungi; Ascomycota; Sordariomycetes; Hypocreales; Nectriaceae. Gene Ontology annotation, molecular function: RNA polymerase II general transcription initiation factor activity; chromatin binding; transcription cis-regulatory region binding. Bases 1 to 4461 code for a protein of 1486 amino acids. Gene Ontology annotation, cellular component: transcription factor TFIID complex. Gene Ontology annotation, biological process: transcription initiation at RNA polymerase II promoter. The record is from RefSeq and is a predicted model, not a curated record.